GAGGCCUCCAAAAGCCUGGGGCUCGACAAGGCUACCGAGGCCCAAAGUGUUAGCCACAUGCCGGGGGAGAAAGUGCAGCAGGCAGGCUGUCUCAGGGUGAGGGUGGAGGGGAGCGUUUUCACCGCGGAACGGUCACUGCUGACGCAGUGCAGUGAGUACUUCCGCGCCCUGUUCCGGUCCGGCAUGCGGGAGGGUCAGCAGGAUGAGCUGCAUCUGAAAGGAGGGGUGAGUGCACAAGGCUUCCUGAUUGCGUUGGCCGUGUGCCGGGAGGAGAAGCCGUCCCUGCAGGACCCGGAUCAACUCAUUGAUGCCGUGGAAUGUGCUGCUUUCCUCCAGGUCACUCUACUGUCCCAGCAUCUCUGUGAUAUCGUUGACUCGGACAACUGUCUCCUGCUCUACCAAGCGGCGGCCGUCUUCGGUCUACACGACCUGUUCCACAGUGCGGCCGUGUUCUUCCGAGAUGCCUAUUGUGACCUAAAGGGGGCAGCGGCGAGCGUUCUUCCUGAAGAGCUGGUGCAGUACGCUGAGUCGUUGUCACCGGCGUCUUUCGUGGCUCUGGGAACUCAUUCGCCCUCUACGGAGACGAUGAAGGACUCCUUCAGGACUGUGUGUUACCUGGAUGAGGAGGAGGGGCACUGGGAGCACCUGACAGACCUCCCCACAGACGCAAGCACCUCCAUGGCGGGCGUCGCCGUCCUGGACAACCGCCUGUACAUUGUGGGCGGGGUCUACGGCUAUGGCAAAGAGACGGUGGACUGCGGCUUCUGCUACGACCCAGGGACGGGCGAAUGGAGCGUCAUUCCCGGACCCCAGCAACCACGGGCCGACUUCAACCUCCUAGGGCACGCGGGGAAGCUGUACGCCAUCGGCGGUGAGCACCAGAAAAAGAUCACGUCCUCCUCCGAGGCGUACGAGGUAGCCACAGGAGAGUGGCGGUUCGUCCGGUCCGCACCGAAGCCCGUGACGGCUGUGGCAUGCGCUGUGGCUAGAAGGCGCGUGUUUCUGUGUUUCUGGAGGCCGCCGGACACCACGGACAUCUACGAGUAUGUUCCGGCCAAGGACGAGUGGACAUUAGCCACCACGAUGAUAAAGCCGCAGAGCUACGGCCACUGUAUGGUGGCCCACAGGGACAAUUUGUACGUGAUGCGCAACGGGCCCUCGGACGAUUUCCUACGAUGUGUCAUGGACCGCUACAAUAUCACCACCGGCCAGUGGACCGCAAUGCCAGGGAGUUACAUCAACAGCAAGGGGGCGUUGUUCACCGCCAAGGUCAGGGGCGACUCGGUGCUCACGGUCAAACACCAACUGACUUUGGAGUACACCAUCGCCGGGGACAGGUGGAAACCCCGUCGGGAGAUGAAUAAAGGCUUUCCCAAGAGUGGCUCGUUGUGGACUUGCCUCCUGAGGCUUCCCAGGACCGGACCGGUUAACGCGCGGGCAGCCGAAGGGGGGUUAGGGAGAGAGAUUGGAGGAAGGAGGUGGGUGGCAUUGUCAUAUAGAGCAGAGCCGUUACUGGAAAACUUAUUAGAACUCUGAAAUGACUCUGAAAUGACUCUGAA
Esox lucius (northern pike) is the source of this 1559-nucleotide messenger RNA. RefSeq names its product kelch repeat and BTB domain-containing protein 13. Lineage: Eukaryota; Metazoa; Chordata; Actinopteri; Esociformes; Esocidae. The coding region runs from base 58 to 1536 and encodes 492 amino acids. Gene Ontology annotation, molecular function: protein binding. The record is from RefSeq and is a predicted model, not a curated record. The transcript has a single exon.